AUGGCGGGUUCUUCCAAAAGCGUGCGUUUUGGGGACUCUAAGUUUGAGGAAACUCUACGACAGUGGUAUGAGGAACUUGAAAGUGAGUGUAGUGACUAUGAGGACUACAAAGGCGAAGAUUUUUCCCCAGAGAGUGACCAUAACUCUGAUUCUGAGAUGGAAGAUCAGGGGGACAAUGCUGAACAACAGAAAAGUCAUUCUAAUGGUGAAGAAGAAGAGGAGAUGGAAACGACGAACGGAACGUUUUAUUUUGGUAAAAAUCGAUACAAGUGGUCUGCUGUUCCGGCCUACCCAAAUUUGAAUAUCAGAACAAAAAAACACAAUCUGGUGAAAGUUCUUCCGGGGCUGAAAGGACCUGCAAAAUGUGGUGAUGUCGCUGAUCCGUUAAAAAUAUGGAGCUAUCUUUUCACAGAAGACAUGGAAAAUGAAAUAAUUCUGCGGACAAAUGAAAAGAUAUUGAUAUUCCAAGAUAAAUUUAGUAACGCUGAUCGAACGGAACUGAGAGAACUAACAAAGGAAGAAUUUCGAGCGUUUCUCGCUAUAUUGUAUUACGCUGCAGUUUUCAAGUCAAAUGAUGAAGACUUUCAAGAAAUGUUUGCAACAGAUGGAACGGGACGAGACAUAUUCAGGUCCAUUAUGUCAUUGAAAAGAGUAUAUGUGUUGCUCGCAUGUCUAAGUUGUCUGUUCUGUAUAUAA
Acanthoscelides obtectus is the source of this 696-nucleotide messenger RNA. NCBI's taxonomy places the organism in Eukaryota, Metazoa, Arthropoda, Insecta, Coleoptera, Chrysomelidae. The record is from the annotation of a GenBank genome assembly.